Messenger RNA from Coregonus sp. 'balchen', 4124 nucleotides. The record is from the annotation of a GenBank genome assembly. Lineage: Eukaryota; Metazoa; Chordata; Actinopteri; Salmoniformes; Salmonidae.
CUCUCUCUCUCGCUCUCUCCCUCUUUGUCUCUACAUGUCAAUCUGCAGCUAUUAAAUGCGUGGCGGUGAAUCCUCCUCUCUAUUUGGACCUCUCCUCAACAUCACAGUGAAAAGAGAGCCGUGGGAAAACGCUAAAAAAAUUCUUAACUGCAGCUGUUGGGGCUGAUCGGGCGUGAAGGACAAGUCGAGCUACUAUCAGGUAAAGAAACGCUGUGCUGUUGUAUGAGAGGAAUGGGUUUCUCAAACAACAAGACAGGCGUAAAGACUGCAAGGUUUGCCCAAUGUUACUCAUCGGACUUAGCUAAUGCGUGCGUAAAUGUAACCAUACAGUGCGUCUCCAUCAUACAUGGGCAUGAGUGAAAACCCUGAAUUAUUCUAUUAUUCUACCGACCCAACUGCAAUAGUUAUUAAUUGCAGUUGGAGUAUUACAAAUGUAGAAGUAAAGUUUGUAUCAAAAUUUGCUAUAAAUUGUUAUUCUUUAUUUUUUUCAAACAUUGGAAAUUACAACACAAGCAGUUGGCAAAAAUAUAAUUUAAAAAUAUCCCAAUAAAACACAUCUAAUUGGUGUUUAUUUAUUUAGGCUUGGUUAAUUGGACAUCAUGUAUUUGAAAAUGACGCAGUGUCUGUAUGACGGUCCAUCCUCUACGGAUUGUGGUCUGACCAAGGACGCAAUAAUUCAGCCUAUUAGAGGUUGCAGACAAUGGAUGAAAGGGGAUUUAUUGUAUAUAUUGCUUGGGCUUGGUCGGUUCUGAAACCAAAUUAGGCAUAAACAGACCCAGUGAAGGGCUGCUCACACCUCUGUCUAUUUUAGUCCUUUUAUGAAAUGAUAAAUGUAUUUUCCCCUUUUGGCUUUAGAUUGUCAUUUAUUUUACAUGCAAAUGUUGCAUCUCAUUCAAUAUUAUACAGAUUGUUACCUGUGACCUUGACAAUAUCAGACAUAUAAAAAUGUAGCUCUUGUAUACAAGCAUUUCUAAAACUUGUCUGUAAAUAGUGGCAUAGUAGCAUUCCAGGCCAGUGACUACACUUGCUGCCUGCACUUUAUUGAUUUUUAAAUAUGAUAUUCUAUGUAUUUAUUUUUACUGACUGUCAAUCAUUAAAGGGGCAAUCAGCAGUAGAAACUAUAACAAAACACACCCACCGCUGUAACGUUUGUAACGUAAACAGAGCUAUGGAUGUAACAAAAUCAUAAACAGAGCUAUGGAUGUAAGGACUGACCAUCCAUGAUAUAAAAAUUAUAGUUUUAACCAUAUUUUGAGUGUUUGAUUACGUUUACUUUGUUGACAAAUAUUGGAGUAAAACAAGCUUAUAUUGUGGGUUCUGAUACUGUACGAUAGUUGAACUAAGCUCAUGAGGCAUUUAUAAGUUAUAUUCAUCAAGAAUCAAUGGGUAUAUAUCGCUACUUUAUAAGUCCAAAAAUGUAUGUAGGAACUGCUGAUUACUCCUUUAAGAUUUAAUAGUGAUGUGGCCUUUAAAUGUGUGUUUUGGUCUGUAACAAGGUUCUCAAUCUUAUUUGUAAAUGUCCAAUAGCGAUAUUGGAAUUGAUAAUUUUAUCUGUGUUACUCUGGAGGGAAAACUCACACACCGCGCCCCCAUAAGGGGUUGAAUGUCAACUGUUAUUAUAGGGUAUUCAACCACUUUAUUUGAGAGCAAUGUGCAGCUUUUCCCUCCAGAUUGUGAGCAUGAUUUCUGAAGACCGGCACACCUAUGCCAAGCAUUGACACAUAGUUCAACUUUCGUAUUUAUUCUCUCUCUAGAGCAUGGCAAGUCCUCUGGAGAAGGUGGUGGCCCAGAAGAAAGAGGCCAUCGAGGCUGUGAUGGAGAGUUUUGAGCGAGGGGCUGAGGUGUUGGCCAGCGCAGUAGGGGAGCUCUUCCCUCUCUGCGAGGCAGCCGCCCCUGUCCUACGACUAGCCCUGGACAACGUGCAGAGCAAAGAGGUCUUCUAUGUCAAAGAGCAGUUCCUGGCCGUGAGGAACAAGCUGGACUUACUGUCCACCCAGCUGGAGGACAUUGACUGUGAGAUUAAGAAGGGCCGGCUGGAUUCCCAGUACUUCUCGGUGGAGGAGAACAUCAGGAACCAGUUCUGAAAGUACAUGGACAUUCUGGAGGCCAAGUCACAGUUUCGGGAGGUCAAGACGAGGUUGUUUCUGGAACACUUCUCCAAGACCGGAGGGGAGAAGAACCUGUAUGUGCUGUAUGAUGCUCUGAUGGGAACCAACAGCUUUGGGGAGUCCAUCUUAGAGGUGGUUGAGAGGUAAAGUGUUCUUAACCAUGCUAAAUGGGCCUUUAUGCACCUGUGGUGCAUUGUGGUUGUUGAGUAUAUUAGUUUGAGAACACUUGUGGCAUUAAUUUGAACUGUUUACUUGUGAUUAUGGUAAAUAGUGGUUGCUUCUCCAUCUGUGUCAGGUAUGAGGCGAGAAACAGGCGCAUACUGGAGGACUUCUGUGUCAGGAUGAAGGAGCUCUUCUGCCUGGGCCUGAUUGCCCUGCUGGGCCACUGUGCCCUCACCAAGGGCCCCGAUGAGGAGCAGGAAACCAUCCAUGACUGGAGCAGCAAAAUUGAGAAAGUGGAAUCAAAGAUGAAGGCAUGCAUCGAAGUCUGCGUAGCAGCCUUCCCUGAACAGGCCUGCCUUGACGCCCAGCGUCUUCUCCAGGAAAAAGAUGAACGCAAUCUUCAGGACACGGCUCAGGAAGUACAGGAAUUCCUCACCAGGAAGUACGACUGGGUGAGCUGGUCGGUCCGAGUGGUUAACCACUCUGGCAGCAGCUAUUGGAACUGGCGUGCCGGGGACCACUUCCAACACAUGGCUGGUCAGAACUGGUUCGAGGUGUUGCAGGUGAACGAUACCAACCUGGUGGUUUCCUACAGCACCAGACCCCAACCGGUGCCCCUCGACUGCAUCCGGCAACUGAUGGAGGGGCCGGGGAAGAAGGGCGGUGCCCAGGCCGUGGUGGAGGUCCUGGAGAAGCAGCUGGCGGGGUUCGUGGUGCAUGCUGUCAGUCGCCACAAGGAGAGCGAGGCCACCUGGAGCUUCCCUGAGGACUGCCACUACUGGGAGAGGCACAAGAACGUGGCGCUGUGCGUACACUCAGAGUGAUGCUGAUAGAGGUGCAACAAGUCAGACAAAUAGGGAUCAUUUAUGUAAUCAACCAGAGGGGUUAUUCUAAAUUCUGAAUUGACCACCUCAAAGAGGAUGUGUGGGGAAUUAUAGUAAAUGGUGAUGAGGUUUUGUGAAUUCGCCAUGUAGUUUGUGCUAGUCAUUACGUAAUACUAUGCACUGUGUAUAGCAAGAAGCUUUGGUGGCAAUUAGAUUCACUGUAUAUAAAUCUGAAUGUAUUGCUAAUUUGAGGCAGUGUUACCAUAGCCAAGUGUUUGCAGAGUAUUUAAUGAACUAUAUAUGCAUUUUAUUAUAAGUGACUAACCCCUACCAUAGCGUAUGACCACAUUUUACUCAAUACUCUCUCAUAGUUAAAUAGCUUAACUCAAUGCAUCUUACCCUACUGCCAAAUACUCAGUUGUUGUGAGGAAUAACCUUGCUGGCCAUAAUUCCAAAGAGAUGAUUUUGCUGAGAUUGCAACUGCUGAGCUGUGCUCUCAUUUUGUCUCUCUACGACACAGGCUGGCCUACAUUACACUGAAAGAGAGCAUAGAAGCUGAUUUGCCGACCGUGAAAACAACUUGGCACUCAGUGUUCUCUACUGUGCCUUGUCUUCACAAUACACUCAAACCCUUGCUUCUGAACCCAUAUCAAGCAUUCUGCAGUAGCAGAACUUUAAUGGUAUUACCUCCCGAGCUGUGCCUAUUUGUGAACAGAUUAUUUAUGCCAGUUGUUACAGCAUGGAUGUGAAGUGAUGUUUAAUUGACUAAUCUUUCUAAUUCGCACUAAUUCAGUCAUAAUAAAAACAGCAUCCAAAUUCUACAUUAGUCAUUAUGCUUUAUGACAAUAAACGGUAACACAUCAGCUGUUAUUGGAUGUAUACUGUAUAUGAGUGUGUCUUGCCUGUCUUGUGUAAACAUGUUGACGUCUAUUGCCAUUAAAGCAAGCUAGUGCACCCACACUCAACGGGGCCCCUACUAAUUGAAUUGAUAUUUGCACAUAAGUCAGCAUUUCCUGACCACAGCUUUGAU